Anolis carolinensis (green anole) is the source of this 549-nucleotide messenger RNA. RefSeq names its product hepcidin antimicrobial peptide (gene hamp). Gene Ontology annotation, biological process: defense response to bacterium; intracellular iron ion homeostasis. The record is from RefSeq and is a predicted model, not a curated record. The coding region runs from base 100 to 348 and encodes 82 amino acids. NCBI's taxonomy places the organism in Eukaryota, Metazoa, Chordata, Lepidosauria, Squamata, Anolidae. Gene Ontology annotation, cellular component: extracellular region. The transcript is spliced from 3 exons.
AUAGAAUUCUACCUUUACCUCUCCAAGAGAAAGACAGAGAAAAAAGGGAAAGAAAGCAAUCUUAAGGAAAAGGAAUUGUUCCUAUUCCAAGAAAGAAAGAUGAAACUGCACCUGCUCUGCGUUGUCUUCAUUCUUCUCUGUGCCGCCGUCCAAAAUCUCCAUGCCUUCACAUUUCAGUCAGAUGUCCAGAAAGACACAGCCACCUUGGCAGAACCAGUGGCAGAAACUUCUGGAUUGCAGCAGGGUUUGUUACGGAGACUGAAGCGCCACAACUCCCACAUCUCCAUCUGCACUUACUGCUGCAACUGCUGCAAGAACAAGGGCUGUAGCUUUUGCUGCCGGACAUGAAGUGGCCCAAAACCUCCACGGUUGACUGUUGCUCCCUAUUGUUCCAUCACACACACACACACACCAACCUCAACAUCCUUGCUCUUGCUCCCUUCCCCUGACACAUCUUCUGUAUUUAUUAAUUUGACAUUCUUUUUGAUGCAUUUGUUUGCUGUGUACAUUGUUUCUUUGUUACUCGGAAUUAAAAGUGUUUUUACCUCA